GUCUGUGACGCGUUGCCGUCUCGCAGUUGCUCAGUUGACGCCGCGUGUCCCGGGCUGGUUUCCGAGGUGCCGCCAGUAGUUAUUGGACCCUCUGAAGACCAUCCCUGGAUCUCGGGCUGAAAAUCUGUAUUCUAAUCUGAACUGUGUGAAGAAGGGUUAGCUGGUUGGUGAUAUUCCUACUUGAAGGACAUCAUGUUUUCCAAACUAGCACGUUUGCAGACUGUUGCUGUCCUUCGUGGAUUUCAUUCUUCAGUGGCUUCUGCUACAUCUGUUGCAACUAAAAAAACAAUCCAAGGCCCUCCAUCCUCUGAUUACAUUUUUGAACGGGAAUCUAAAUAUGGUGCCCACAACUACCACCCUUUACCUGUAGCCCUGGAGAGAGGGAAAGGUAUUUAUGUAUGGGAUUUAGAAGGCAGAAAAUAUUUUGACUUUCUGAGUGCCUACAGUGCUGUCAACCAAGGGCAUUGUCAUCCAAAGAUUGUGAAUGCUUUGAAAAGUCAGGCGGACAAAUUGACCUUAACAUCCAGGGCCUUCUACAAUAACGUGCUCGGUGAAUACGAAGAGUAUGUUACUAAACUUUUCAACUACCACAAAGUUCUUCCUAUGAAUACAGGAGUGGAGGCUGGAGAGACUGCUUGCAAACUUGCUCGUAGAUGGGGAUAUACUGUGAAGGGGAUCCCGAAAUACAAAGCAAAGAUUGUUUUUGCAGCUGGAAACUUUUGGGGUAGAACAUUGUCUGCUAUCUCCAGUUCCACAGACCCAACCAGUUACGAUGGUUUUGGACCAUUUAUGCCGGGUUUCGAAAUCAUUCCAUAUAAUGAUCUGCCUGCUCUUGAGCGUGCACUUCAGGACCCAAACGUUGCCGCGUUCAUGGUGGAACCAAUUCAGGGUGAAGCAGGCGUUGUUGUUCCAGAUCCAGGCUACCUUGUGGGCGUGCGAGAGCUCUGCACCCAGCACCAGGUUCUGUUUAUUGCUGAUGAAAUACAGACAGGAUUGGCCAGAACUGGUAGAUGGCUGGCUAUUGAUCACGAAAAUGUCAGACCUGAUAUGGUCCUUCUAGGAAAGGCACUUUCUGGCGGUUUAUACCCUGUAUCCGCAGUGUUGUGUGACGAUGAAAUAAUGCUGACCAUUAAACCAGGGGAACAUGGUUCAACGUAUGGUGGCAAUCCACUAGGCUGCCGAGUGGCCAUCGCGGCCCUGGAGGUUUUGGAAGAAGAAAACCUUGCUGAAAAUGCAGAGAAAAUGGGUAUCAUCUUGAGAAAUGAGCUCAUGAAGCUACCUUCUGAUAUUGUAACGGCUGUAAGAGGAAAAGGAUUAUUAAAUGCUAUUGUUAUUAGAGAAACCAAAGAUUAUGAUGCUUGGAAGGUGUGCCUGCGACUUCGAGAUAAUGGACUUCUGGCCAAGCCAACCCACGGUGAUAUCAUCAGGUUUGCACCUCCACUUGUGAUCAAGGAGGAUGAGAUUCUGGAAGCCGUGGAAAUCAUUAACAAGACCAUCUUGUCUUUCUGAGGGUGACAGUUUUCAGUGUUGCCUGGGAGCCAGCUGGAGACAGGCAGUUCAUAAAACUCUUGAGUUUCUGCACUUAAUGCGGGCAUAUUCCACUCCCCCAUGUCAAGGGCUUUUAAAGAAAUAUAUGUUUUUCAGUUCAUACAUAAUAGAAUGACAUUUAUCAACGUGCAGUUUGCUGUGUAACAUAACUAAGAGAAUGUCCUGGCAUCUUAUUUUCGAUUAAGAGUGUGUGUGUGUGUGUGUGUGUGUGUGUGCGCGCGCGCGUGCGUGCUUUCUAAGGUGAGAUGCAUCUCUCUAUAUAGACAGCAUUUUAAUCAAGCCCCUCAGCAUAAUUUAUAUAUGUUUUAAUAAUUUCCUCGCUGGUAUAAAUUGUAUUUGAAAAAGUUAUAGGAGAGUAUUGCAUAGAAGAUUAGCUUAACCUCAUAAAGUUGAGUCAUAGUCAUUGUAUUUUAGGAAGGAUUAAUGGUUAAGCUUAUAAAAAAUACUAGAUUUAAGUAAACUCCAUAUUGGCUAGCACCAAGAUGUAUUCUAUGAAUGUCAUUACUUUGAAUUAAGAAUUAUUGUUACAAAAAAAAAGAAUUAUUGUUUAACAUUCCUAGAUUAUGUUUUAUGUUUUAAGUGUUUGAUAUAAUUUGUAAAAAGUGUUUAUUUUCAGUGUUUCUUUAAAUUUAAAAUAAAGCUCAUAUUUAAAAUGUC
Orcinus orca (killer whale) is the source of this 2205-nucleotide messenger RNA. It is a transcript of the gene OAT, whose product is annotated as ornithine aminotransferase. Lineage: Eukaryota; Metazoa; Chordata; Mammalia; Artiodactyla; Delphinidae. The record is from RefSeq and is a predicted model, not a curated record. The transcript is spliced from 11 exons. Gene Ontology annotation, cellular component: cytoplasm. Bases 193 to 1509 code for a protein of 438 amino acids. Gene Ontology annotation, molecular function: identical protein binding; L-ornithine transaminase activity; pyridoxal phosphate binding.